This is a messenger RNA of Tribolium castaneum (red flour beetle), 1886 nucleotides long. RefSeq names its product Chaperonin containing TCP1 subunit 7 (gene CCT7). Lineage: Eukaryota; Metazoa; Arthropoda; Insecta; Coleoptera; Tenebrionidae. Gene Ontology annotation, cellular component: chaperonin-containing T-complex. The record is from RefSeq and is a predicted model, not a curated record. The coding region runs from base 122 to 1744 and encodes 540 amino acids. Gene Ontology annotation, biological process: protein folding. The transcript has 3 exons. Gene Ontology annotation, molecular function: ATP hydrolysis activity; ATP binding; ATP-dependent protein folding chaperone.
AGACACAACAGUUGGCAAUCAAUGACAGAUAAACCACACCAAUAGUCACGUUUCGUAUCGAAUCUCCAAUUUGUGUUGUUUAUACGUGAAAUAAGCCCAAAUUACCCAAUAAAUCAUCAAAAUGAUGCAACCACACAUCCUUUUAUUGAAAGAAGGGACCGAUACUUCUCAAGGAAAACCGCAACUUAUCUCAAACAUAAACGCGUGCCAAUCGGUGGUUGACGCCGUACGCACCACUUUAGGCCCUCGUGGAAUGGACAAGCUUAUCGUAGAGAAAAACGGUAAAGCUACCAUUUCCAACGAUGGUGCCACUAUUAUGAAACUCCUAGACAUCGUACACCCAGCUGCCAAAAGUUUGGUCGAUAUUGCAAAAUCCCAAGACGCUGAAGUGGGUGAUGGAACCACAAGUGUUGUCCUCUUAGCUGGCGAAUUUUUAAAGCAAAUUAAACCAUACGUUGAAGAAGGCGUCCACCCUCGUAUUAUCAUUAAAGCCGUAAGGCGUUCGCUGCAAUUAUGCCUCGAUAAAAUUACCGAGUUAGCUAUUAAAAUCAACAAAGAAAAUGCGGCUGAAUUUCACUCAUUGUUGCAAAAAUGUGCAGCAACUGCAAUGAGUUCGAAACUAAUCAACCAACAACGUGACUUCUUCUCGAAAAUGGUUGUGGAUGCUGUUUUGUUAUUGGACGAUUUGUUGCCGUUGAAUAUGAUUGGGAUUAAGAAGAUUCAAGGAGGAGCUUUGGAGGAUUCAGUUUUGGUGGCUGGUGUUGCAUUUAAGAAAACUUUUUCGUAUGCUGGCUUUGAAAUGCAACCGAAGAAUUAUCACAAUUGUAAAAUAGCACUGCUUAAUAUUGAGCUUGAAUUGAAAGCUGAGCGAAAUAAUGCCGAAGUUAGAGUUGAUAAUGUGAAGGAGUAUCAAAAGAUUGUGGAUGCGGAAUGGAAUAUUUUGUAUCAAAAAUUGCAAAAGAUUCACGAGUCUGGGGCCAAUGUUGUCUUGUCCAUACUGCCGAUUGGAGAUGUUGCCACACAGUAUUUUGCUGAUAGAGACAUGUUCUGUGCCGGCCGCGUCCCCGAAGAAGACCUCAAGCGUACAUUGAAAGCUUGUGGCGGAGCUGUUAUGACAACAGUUCACGACCUCAACGAUUCCGUCUUGGGUAAAUGCGAAUACUUCGAAGAACGUCAAAUCGGCGGCGAACGCUUCAACUUUUUCAAAGGCUGUCCGAACGCCAAAACGUGCACAAUCAUCCUCCGAGGAGGCGCUGAACAAUUCCUCGAAGAAACCGAACGUUCUCUACACGACGCCAUCAUGAUCGUACGCCGAACAAUCAAAAACGAUGCAGUGGUCGCAGGCGGCGGUGCCAUCGAAAUGGAACUUUCUCGAAUGUUGCGGGAUUAUUCCAGAACUAUAGCUGGAAAAGAACAAUUGUUGAUUGGAGCGAUUGCUAAAGCUUUGGAAAUAAUUCCGAGACAAUUGUGCGAUAAUGCCGGGUUUGAUGCUACGAAUAUUUUGAAUAAGUUGAGGCAGAAACAUGCGCAAGGUCAUUGCUGGUAUGGAGUGGAUAUUAAUAAGGAGGACAUAAGCGAUAAUUUUGAGGCGUGUGUUUGGGAGCCGGCUAUUGUCAAGGCUAAUGCUUUGACGGCUGCGACGGAAACAACCUGUUUGAUUUUGUCGGUGGAUGAGACUAUAAAAAAUCAGAAAUCGGGGGAUGCACAGCCUCAGAUGGGUCGUGGAAUGGGACGACCAAUGUAAUUUUUUUUUCAUUUUUAACAUUAUAAACUUCAUUAAUUAUUAUCAGACACAGAUUGUAGUAAUGUCAAGUAAGUUAUUUUGUAUUGAUAUUGCAGUGCUUGAUUUGCAAAUGUAUUAAUAAAUUAACAGAUUAAUAAUUCAA